This is a messenger RNA of Closterium sp. Naga37s-1, 1167 nucleotides long. The record is from the annotation of a GenBank genome assembly. NCBI's taxonomy places the organism in Eukaryota, Viridiplantae, Streptophyta, Zygnematophyceae, Desmidiales, Closteriaceae.
AUGAACACCGCGGCCGCUAUUCCCGUCCCCAACGAGCGAGUCUCGGCGCCUGCACCACGCUCUCCGCCGCUGCAAGUCGCUGCAGCAGCAGCCAACGCAAGGAGAGAGGCGGGGUCUUCUGAGACAGCUCAAAAGUCAGCAGCAGUAGCAGCUGCAGUCGCAGCGGCUGCUGUAGCAGCAGCAGCAGCAGAGGCGAGGAGGGAGGAGGCGAGGAGGCAGCAGGCGGUGCUGUCAAGCCGAGUUAUGGCGACUCUACAGAUGGGGGCAGGCAGCGAGGACGAGAGGCGGCAACUGUUAGCUCUCCUGCUGGCGCUGAAGCAGGUGGAGGAGCAGCAGGCGCAGGAAGCGCAGCAGCAGACGCAGCAGAAGCUGAGGCAGAACGCACGGAAGCGGCAGAGGCGGCAGAGGGCGAUGGGAGGUCAAGGGUUGUCAGGAAACCCUCAGUCGCCGCAAGUGCAGCAGCAGGAGCAGCAGCAGCAGCCUGAGCAGCAGGAGCAGGAAGGAAGGAAUGAGGAGCACCGGCUCUUAGCUAGCUCGCCUUUUCUCGCGGGAGCAAGUCCUGACCUCCACGAUGUAGGUGUAAUGGGACGCAUGGACGGGCGGGGAGGGGAGAGGAGCGGCAGCGGUGGCAGCAGUGGUGGUGGCAGCGGUAUCGCCAGUGGUAUUGGCAACGGUGUUCGGACUGACCCGGAUUUUUCACAGCGUGGUGUUGGGAAUGACGUAUAUUUUUCACCUCGUGGUGUUGACAAGAGCCUCACCAGUGCUCUGAGUAAUGAGAUUCGUCUUAACGCAAUGCGUGACAUCAACAGUGGCGUUUUCAGCGGUGGAGCUGCUGUGAACGUUGGGGCAACGAACGCUGGCAACGUGGGGAGGAAGAGAAGAAGCCCUGACGCCCUGGAUGACGGCGCUACAGCCGCUCCCCAGUGGCAUCACGGCAUGCAGACCCCCGCCGGCUGCUACAGCCGCAGCGUGCUUGAGCAUGCGAACCAGAGCGGUGUGCUGGAUGGCAUGCUCUUAAAGGAUGCAGACUCAGCGCCAGUGGGGGCAGCGCCAGUGGGGGCAGCGCCAGUGGCGGCAGCACAGGCACACCCUACCUUGUUCGGUGCCGAACAAGAGGAUCAAGAGCCGGAGCAUGGCGGAGCGGCGGAGGAGGGAGAGGAUCAGUGA